CCGCACUGCAAAAGCAUGCAGACCGUGUGCCAAGUCGAAGCAACGCUGCGAUGGGGACAGCCCGUGCCAGCGGUGCAGGCAGAAAGGUGUGUUUCGCGCUUGCCAGUACGGAAGAAUUCGUCCAAAUUUAGGCGUUUGCGAUGUCUACGUUGCAUCCGGCGCGCAUCGGGCGCGCGAUUAAAAUCAUCGCUUUCGCAAGUGUGGCGCAUUGGAUGGCACUUACAGCGCUCCGCGGCCUGGGCAUUUUCUGACUGCAUCAUAGGGAUGGAUUGCAGUCGAAGGUCGACAUCUGCUGUCCCAGAGACGAACAGUCUUGAGGCAGCUCUGCCCGGCAUCACAGCACAUAGCAGUGAACGAGACGAUCCAAUCGAGCCUGUGUCGCAAAGAAACCGCAUGCAGGAAGAACGAGCAAGUCCGAGGAUGCGCACCAAGACCGAGCCUGUCGAAACUGGGAACAGUACCUGGUUCAACAACGAUCACGAUCGGUUCGUGGAAGCCAGAAGAGAAGCACGGAGAGCAUCGAUCGCGGAAGUCUAUGCUGCUGUCAAUGCACAUCGUGCCCCUGGUUCCUCAAUAUAUCCUUCAAUCGAGGCCAACGACCAGUCAGACUUGCAAGCCACAUCGACUUCACACAGCCACAGGCUGAGUUCUGCUCAUGCGAAUCCACCAUCAGUGAAUUCAUCCCGACGAGCUUCGCUUCAGCUUCAUGUGCCACCACACAGUGAUGCCGACAUUAUCGCGGCCGAGGAUUUUGGACACGUCCCACGGUUGCCGGCAGCCACCUAUAGCAGGAUCGCGGCCUUUUACGAGGAGCAGCGAGUACGAUCUCCGGCUCAUGCAGCUUUACCCAGCAUCGAUGCCCUGAAUGCGUUUGUUCAGUUGUACUUCGAAUAUCAUCAUGCGAAACUGCCUCUGCUCCACAAAGCCACCUUCACGCCUUCCGAGGAUCAUUGGCAUCUAGUCCUUGCCGUGGCUGCUGUCGGAUGUGAGCACUCGGAGCUCUGCUCGAUCCAGCUGAUGGCAAUGUUUGAGCACCUCGCGAUGCGUGCCAUCUCUCUCACAAUGACCCACUCGCCCAACAUUGAGUCCAUUUCCACUACCCAGAGCGUCUUGAUAUUCUCCCACUUGUUACUGUAUGAUGGUUCACAAGACCAUUUACUGUUCCUUCAGCAUCAUCGAUCCCUACUGGUCACCACGUGCCGGAAACUGGCAGCCAAACCGCCCGCAGUCGAUCCCGACCAAAGCCUUGAUAGCGCUUGGAAGCAAUGGGCCUUGCUUGAACAGGAGAGAAGAUAUGUCGCCACGGUCUGGAACUUUGAGUGUCUGCAAUACGUCACCUUCGACAUGCCCCCGACAAUGGACACCGGGGAGCUAACAAGUACCUUUCCAUGCCACGAACGCCUCUGGUCGUGCUCCACAGCUGCUGAGUGGCAGCAGGAGCUUGAGAAGGAUCACACAUCUCAGUCCAGCAUCGCAGCCGUAAUCUCGCAGGGCCCUGUGACCUCGACUGUCGUCAAGGAGCUCAGCGAUGCAGCGUUCUUACAAGUUCUACUCACAUUGCUAGUUGCUCACAAACGUUUGACAGAAACUUACGCAAUAUGGAUCAAGCCACGCAUCAACGCCAAUGAUCGCAGUGAUGGCUCGGUGAUUCACAAAUACCUGGAUGCGGACAUGGAACGCUUCGAAGAGAAUGCCCAUACGCGACCCCGCGGCGACUUUGAGGUCUCCUUCCACCUGAUGUCAAUCCUUCGUUUUACACCAUUCAGCAACCUUUGCAUUGCUUCGGGCUUGAGGCCUGGACGUCAGACUCAAAGCCAGGCGAUCCAUGAGCUGACAGGCAUUCUCUCCGGCGAUGAGGCCCGGGCUCGGAUCACAUUGCUCUAUGCUGGCAGGCUCUAUUCGCAUUUCCGAGCUGUGCGAAGCGUACCAAGAUGUGACCUCCAAGCCUUCCUCGCCGCCUCGUUGUACAUCUGGGCCUGGGUCAAACUGGUCGCUCCGGAGCGUGACGCGAGUGCCGAAGAGUCGCGGAGAGCUUCUCCGGGCGAAAGCAUCCGCGUCGAUCAAGGCUUCGAGUCGUCAUUGGCGCAGCGCUGGAUCACCCAUAGUACUGGCUGCAGACCACAGCUUGCUGGUGUCGGUGUCCUCUCUGGCCCCGAUGCUGCGGCGCGAGUGCUGAAGGAAGCGGCACGCAUUCUGAAGGCGAAGGCAGCCGCCAGCACACUCGGUCGAUCAAUGGCCGACCAGCUCGUUCGCAUCGUUCUUGGCGGAUGAACACAAGUGCGCGCCAUUGAGGCGAAGUACGUCGUCGUUGAAUAUCAUCAACAUCUCGAGGCUCUUGGCGCUUGUCAGAUGGAUGACCUGCAGGUAGCUAUAGCUCUUCCCUGCAGCUGCAGCUGUGGUCUCUGAUCGCAUCGCGGCCUUGGCUCUUGGCAUGUACUCUGAUGCAUUAGCGAGCAUGUCAGUAUUACGACCAAGACAUGGUCGCAACGGAUUCGAAGCGAUUGCAAGACGGGCUGCUGAAUUUAUCGGGCGAGACAGCAGCGAUGUUCGCCCAACUUUUGAGACUAGCGCGGUCAUCCUGGGUACCGCUCAAGCGCGUGAUGAGACGGGCGAGCAGGGUUUCUAUACAGGCGCUCAAUGAGCAUGCUCGAAAGCACCGGCCACUAUCAAAGCUACUCUUUAAUGGUCAGCGCUUGUAUAUGCACCCAAGCACCUAAUGCUCAACAUUCGGUCAUUUCAUCCGAACCACGCUCCGCGGGCAUCUGGACUGCAUUCUGCAGCCUCCCGGUGGCUGUUCCAUCCUGUAAAUUGCGAAUUACGGCAACCGUCGUAUUUGGGCUGGACUCUCACGCUGCAGAACUGCGUUGCAGAGCAUAGACUUUGCGACAUAUCUCGAGCAUAACAAGUGAGAUUCAUCCAGCUCUCACGAUUUCUCAUCAACAAAGUCGUCGAUCACAACCAAGGCACUGCCGGUCCAUCGAAUGGCAUCCUCUUGGCGUUCAUGAGUUCCAGUGGCUGACUCCCAAGCGUUGCUGACAAGACGGUACUGGCAACGAUCUGGGCUCUGGUCUAUCGUCACUCCGCGCGCUAGCGUGAGGAAUGCUUAGGGCCAAGGCGCGAGGCCCGUUUGAGACGCCAUUCCAAACUCUAUUCUAUCACGCCUACCCUAUAGGGUGGUCUUGGCCUCUGCAUCUGGUCGUUGUCCCAGCAAAGCCUACUUUCCACCAAACUGUAACCAGUCAGAUAGCGUCUUAGGCGGCAUUGGCAGCGUUGGGCGGCACUGGUCAUGGUGAGCGGCACGAUCCUGGCUGCCAUACUUCGACGUCGCCGUACUGGACCAUCCUCGUCGUUCUGCUGAUGUCUCGCCACAGACUCUGCGCCUAAGACGCCAAUUCUGUGGCAUGUCGAGGCUCCCGCCGGGUGUUGAGUCUUCCGCAUGAGACGGACUCACAUCAAAUGCAUUCCAUCGCGGCAAGCAUGCGGUGGUGAUGUUGUGCCCAGAAAUUCCAAAUGUAGCCAGUCCAU
Molecule: messenger RNA, 3525 nt
Organism: Cercospora beticola
Lineage: Eukaryota; Fungi; Ascomycota; Dothideomycetes; Mycosphaerellales; Mycosphaerellaceae
Biological process (GO): DNA-templated transcription; regulation of transcription by RNA polymerase II
Cellular component (GO): chromatin
Molecular function (GO): DNA-binding transcription factor activity, RNA polymerase II-specific; zinc ion binding; RNA polymerase II cis-regulatory region sequence-specific DNA binding
Source: RefSeq, a predicted model, not a curated record